This is a messenger RNA of Chiloscyllium plagiosum (whitespotted bambooshark), 1419 nucleotides long. RefSeq names its product selenoprotein U 1a (gene selenou1a). Gene Ontology annotation, molecular function: antioxidant activity. NCBI's taxonomy places the organism in Eukaryota, Metazoa, Chordata, Chondrichthyes, Orectolobiformes, Hemiscylliidae. The record is from RefSeq and is a predicted model, not a curated record.
GCACUGACCUGUGACCCAGUUACUAGGCUGCAGGAAACUGGAAAUCAACAGAAAAGCAGCUUGGAAUCACAGUUUCAUAGUGCACCAUCAGCAAGGAGCAGCGAAGAGUUGUGGAAUCUGAAGAUUCUGAUAUGGGUUUGUUGCCAUUGGGCCUUGGAGCCCUGGGAGCAGCAAUCACCAGUGUGCUUCUGGCAAACACUGAUCUCCUGCUAUCCCAAGCUGACACUACAACACUGACGUACUUGUCAGGGGCUACACUGAGAACAUUGGACCAAGAGGAAAAGAGAUUUGAGGCAGGAGAGCUGUGGAUGCAGACUGGUGCAGUCAUCAUGGCAGUGCGGAGACCUGGAUGAUUCUUGUGCCGAGAGGAGGCCACCGAAAUCUCCUCUCUAAAACCCCAGCUUGACGAGUUAGGGGUCCCUCUGUAUGGAGUCGUCAAAGAAGAUAUCAAUAAUGAAUUAAAGAACUUCCAACCCUUUUUCAAAGGCGAGAUAUUUCUAGAUGAAGAGAAACGCUUUUAUGGGCCAAACAAACGCAGCAUGGGACUCCUUGGCCUUUUACGUCUGGGUGUUUGGAGGAAUUUUUUGCGAGCCUGGCGAAAGGGAUUCGGUGGAAAUACAGAUGGAGAAGGAUUCAUCCUUGGAGGAGUAUUUGUUUUAGGAGCUGGAGAUCAGGGAGUCCUCCUGGAGCACCAGGAGAAGGAGUUUGGUGAUGCUGUUGAUAUCCGCUCUGUCCUUGAAGCAGCCAGGAAGGUCAGGCCUCUGAGAAACACCGAUAAAUAGACUACCAGCAACUGAAAAUCAACAGGAAAUGCCACAGUGAAACUGCUGUUCAGUAUCAAGUAAUUCUUGCAUAGAACUGGAUCCCCAACCACUGCUUCACUGAUCCCUCUGCCUCUGUCCCUUCCAAGCUCCGUCCCUACCAAACCCUCUCCCUCCACCCUUCCAAACUCUGUGCACCCUCCAAACCCUGCCCCCUUCCAAAUGCUCUCCUUCUGCCUCUUCAAACCCUGCCUCUCUGUUCCCUUCAAAUCUUGUCCCUCCGGCCCCUCUGAACUCUGGUCCCUCCAAACCCUCUCCUUCUGCCUUCUCAAAACUCUUUGCCUUUUCCCACUUCCAAACUGUAUUCCUAACUCCCUAGAAUUCUUCCUCCAGUGCCACCCUACAUGAACCCUGCCUCUCUGCCUCCCGAACUUAGCUAUCUAGCCCCAAGAGCUCUGCCCUUCACCCUGUGUUUCUUGGGGCUGCUGAGUGUUAUUGCCCUGCACUGUAUUAAUGAGGGUCUGAUCCUAAAUCCAUCGGUUCAUGACCUGAUAUUUACAGAGUGGGUCAGGAGUGAAUUUCUGGCACUGAAUUGAAGUGGAAACUGUUCUGUAACCUGAACCUAAUCACAAUAAAAGAAUGUUGUUAUUAAUUUCAA